Molecule: messenger RNA, 6457 nt
Organism: Exophiala xenobiotica
Lineage: Eukaryota; Fungi; Ascomycota; Eurotiomycetes; Chaetothyriales; Herpotrichiellaceae
Exons: 3
Coding region: 372-5942 (1856 amino acids)
Biological process (GO): cell motility
Molecular function (GO): phosphatidylinositol binding; catalytic activity
Source: RefSeq, a predicted model, not a curated record
GGGACAUCCACGACAUCCCUCUGCUUAGAAGACAUUCACUCAGCAAGCCCAUAACACCUUUACUAUUGCUUUUCUCUGCGGAGACUGAUCAACCUGCAACAGGCCCCUUGAGCUGUGCAUAGGUACACCUAGACCAUCAACGUCACCCAGAACUGCUACGAGUCUUUCCUUCCACGUAAACGAAACUCCGAGACCACUACGAUCGCUUGAACGCUCCUUUCUUCAGUGCUGUACCAGGAAGAACCUCAUCAAGAGGCGGACUACACAAUAUCGAUGGUGGGACAUAUCUGCAUCUAGCCGGUAGCCGGCACGCCGGUAGGACCGUCGGUCAGCGGUGCCUGUCUUGCUCUUCUUCCUGCUCAGCCAACGUUAUGGCGGAGACAGCCCGGAACCCGGUAACCCUUGAGGCUGGGACUUCGAGCAUGUCACAUAGCAGCGCACAUUUCGACACCACUUUACCCAAUGGCAGGGUCAAUGGCGGUCCGGGACCGGCCAUGGAGACAAUGGACUCUUCGCACGAAGCGUUGACGAACGGAAACGGCCGAUCGGCGAGCGCCACUCCGAGAGACACAUCACCCGACAAGCUGACACCAUCCGCUGCGGCCGCGAAAGCUCCUGGGCUAUUAAAGAAGCCACUAGGUUCUGGCUUGAACCUCGCAAGUACACGAACGAGCGAGCAAGCACCAAGUGGGAAAGAUGCAGCGGAGUCGGAUAGUGCAGUCAACGGCAUCGGGACACCUACAGCAGGAAGAAAGAGUGUACAAUUUUCGAGAGAUACCCAAGAGAUUGGUCACCAUACCAGCGGUCAAAGCACGCCACCGGUUACCAAUGGAGACAGUUCAGAUCAGGAGAAGCCCCAAUCGUUGUAUGCUAGGCUAAGGGCGUUGGCGAUUCCACAGGGUUUCAAUCACAGUCGGACUGCAAGUGCUCUGUCGCUGAGUGCGCGUUCUAUGGACGGCAGGGAAUACGAGGGCCAAUUGUCCGGUCAAUCGACUCGCAAUGAGCCAGGGCUAGCUGCAACCUUGGAGGAGGAUAGUGGUGUUGAAGCCGAUGCAGACGCAGACGCAGAGGAAAGUGCAACAGAAAAUUUUGGCAAUCGACCAAUGACUCGAAAGCGACGCCGCAGGAUGCGUCAUUUGGGUGAGAUCGAGACUGCACCCUCGUCACCACAUAGUCUCAUGCGCGCUGGAUUUUCAAGUGCUCCUCUAAACUCUGACAGUGAUCGAUAUCCCCAAACGCUUGCGAGGAGAGCCACCGAUACAGAUCUUGCUCCUGAACACCAGGGCAUGUCCGAAGACGAAGGACGGAAGCAAUUAGCGAUUGGCAGUGGCUGGACGCCUCGGCACCCUCUACGCGGGCUCAGUCAUGGAGGACAGAGGAAACCUAGUGAGGCCUCGCCUGACGCUCAUCGAAGGCCGUUGACAUUGUUGAGCUUCGCCAAUGUCAGCUCCACCCGGGAAGGGGGUGGGAGCGAAGGCCAGACACCCAAGACACCGUCUCGGCGGAAACUGAUGACAGAACGUGGUUCGACAUUGAGUGCCCAGAAAUGGAGGCAAUUAAAGAAUAGUCUUCGCCUUCUCGGCCAGAGCAAGAAGAAGGAACGCACACCUGAUCACGAGAAGUCUGCCGAACUCCUAGCAGAACUUGCCGCCGGAACUCCUGCUGCGCUCAUGCUUGCGAGUAUGUUUCAAAGGGACGAGCACGAUCACCGCAGAAUACCCGUGCUCCUCGAACAGCUCAAAGUGCAGAUCACAGAUAGCGAGGUUGCUAGUUACAAAGAGACAGGAGACAAAGCGACGGAUCGGCACCUGAUCUUCAGAAUCGAACUGGAGUACGGGAACGGCAUCAACAGAAUGAAGUGGGUUGUGAGACGUUCUCUAGGUGAUUUUGUGAAUUUGCAUGUGAAGUACAAGCUGCACUACAGUUCUGAAAAGCUCAGAGGCCGAGGUGAUCAAACCACAAAAUUGCCAAAAUUCCCUCGGAGUGCAUUCCCAUACGCAAAGACCUUCCGAGGCCUGGACGAUGAAGAGGAAGAAGAUGAAGAUAAUGCCAACGAAAACGACGCUGGCACUGGGACAGAUACCGAGAGGCCAGGCACAAGGCCACAGCUCCGUCCCGGAUUGAUCUCAAGUCGACGUAAGUCAAGUAUAGCCGGUCUCCCAGAUACUCCUGGUGGCGCUCAACGAGACAUCCGGUUCGCCAACCGACAACGCAGGAAACUGGAACAGUAUCUGCAAAAAAUGCUCAACUUCAUGCUCUUCCGUCCGGAGAGCAAUCGACUCUGCAAAUUCCUAGAGAUUUCGGCGCUCGGAAUGCGACUUGCCUCAGAAGGAAGCUACCAUGGCAAAGAAGGCUUCCUUCUGAUACGUUCUGCCAAAGGCCUCGAUUUCAGAAAAGCAUUGACACCCCACAAUGUUGUGCGUCGGCACGCCCCGAAAUGGUUCUUGGUCCGGCAUAGCUAUGUUGUUUGCGUAGAUUCACCAGAGGAGAUGCAUAUCUACGAUGUGUUUCUUUUCGAUUCAGACUUUCGCAUACAGUCGACCAAGCCGAGAUCGGGAGAACAGCGAGGAGCCAAGGAAUUGGCUGAGGCUGCCAGAGAAUCUGCAAGACAUCCCCAGCACCAUCGACUGAAGCUGGUAAAUUCGGAGAGGAAACUCAAACUUCUGGCCAGGAAUGAUAAACAACUGCAUCAAUUUGAGGAGUCCAUCCGUAAGAUGAUUGACAUUUCGCCUUGGGCCAAGAACAACCGCUUCGACAGCUUCGCACCAGUAAGACCAAACUGCUUUGCUCAAUGGCUGGUAGAUGGAAGAGAUCAUAUGUGGGUUGUUUCCAGAGCUCUCAAUCAAGCCAAGGAUGUGAUCUACAUUCAUGACUGGUGGCUGAGUCCUGAGCUCUACAUGAGACGUCCUCCGGCUAUUAGCCAGAAAUGGCGUCUCGAUCGAUUACUGAAGAGAAAGGCCGAGGAAGGCGUCAAGAUCUUCGUCAUCGUCUAUCGAAACAUUGAGUCGGCUAUUCCAAUCGACUCGCAGUACACCAAGUUUUCUCUCCUCGACCUACACCCGAAUGUCUUCGUACAACGAUCACCCAACCAAUUUCGACAAAACACCUUCUUCUGGGCACAUCACGAAAAGUUGUGCAUCGUUGACCACACUCUCGCUUUUGUUGGUGGCAUUGAUUUGUGUUUUGGCAGAUGGGAUACUCCUCAGCACACGCUCGUUGACGACAAACCUACGGGGUUUGAACUAGGUGAUCAUCCUAAGGAUGCUGAUCACUGUCAAUUGUGGCCGGGCAAGGAUUAUUCCAAUCCACGUGUUCAGGACUUUUAUGCGCUCAACAAGCCCUAUGAAGAGAUGUAUGAUCGCUCCAGGAUUGCUAGAAUGCCUUGGCACGAUAUAUCCAUGCAAGUUGUCGGCCAACCUGCGCGAGAUCUGACCCGUCAUUUCGUCCAGAGGUGGAACUACAUCCUGAGACAGCGGAAACCUACGCGACCAACGCCGUUCCUCCUACCUCCUCCAGACUUCAAUGCUGCCGAAUUGGAAGCGCUUGGCCUUGACGGUACAUGCGAGGUCCAGAUACUUCGCUCUGCUGGACCCUGGUCGAUGGGUACCCCCGACAAGACCGAACACAGUAUCAUGAAUGCUUACGUCAAGCUUAUCGAGGAGUCCGAGCAUUUUGUCUACAUGGAAAAUCAGUUCUUUAUCUCGAGCUGCGAGACAGAAAGUACAAUCGUCCACAAUAAGAUCGGCGACGCUCUUGUUGAGCGUAUUACUCGGGCUUCCAAGAAUGAUGAAGCAUGGAAAGCUGUUAUUAUUAUUCCUCUCAUUCCUGGCUUCCAGAAUACUGUUGAACAAGAAGGGGGCACGAGUGUACGAUUGAUUAUGCAGUAUCAAUAUCGCAGCAUCUGCCGUGGAGACUCAUCAAUCUUUGGUCGCUUGAAAGCCAUUGGGAUUGAGCCAGAAGACUAUAUUCAGUUCUACAGCUUGCGUCAAUGGGGUCGCCUCGGCCCUAGACAAACGCUGGUCACCGAACAGCUAUACAUUCACGCUAAAUGUAUGAUCGUGGACGACAGAGUCGCUCUGAUCGGCUCUGCGAACAUCAACGAGCGGUCAAUGCUCGGUAAUCGCGACUCAGAAUGUGCGUCGGUUGUUCGAGACACCGACAUGGUUUGGUCAAAGAUGAACGGCCAGCCAUAUCAGGUUGGCCGAUUUCCUCACACCCUUCGGUUGCGAUUGAUGCGCGAACAUCUCGGCCUCGACGUGGACAAGAUCAUGGAAGAAGCACAAGCCAUGGAAGCAGAACACCAUAAAUUUGAGGAUUCUGGAAACUCCGCGCGGCCCCAGUCCCCUAGCGAUACACUCCAUAGUCCAGGGUCAGAGCAGUACGACGUGUUAGGUCCCCUUGAUAGCACUAUCCAGGUGCGCGAAAUGCGAGAAGAAUUACUGCAACGAUCCGAAGAGCUGAUGAGUUUCAACCACGAUGUGGACUGGGAGCAAGCGGACAACCCUAAUCUCAAGGCCAAUCGGAAACUGACAGAAGACUCGCGCGUGACCGGGAAUGCUCAGCACAGACAGGACGUCGAUGGACGCGGUUUCGAUCACAUGGAAGACCAUAAUGCUGACGGCUCCGGCCUAGGCAGAGAUACCGUGUUGGUCAAAGGCAACAAGGAAGUCUUGAUAUCGAACCUCGACGCAGAAGGCAAGACCACUCUCCAACGCCCAAGGAUGCAUGGUGAAGAACUUCGCCUCCCAUCAUAUGUGGCCAAAUUGGAAGCACCUGAGCCACCACUCCCUCCCAGGCCAUCAGUGGCGCGAAUGAAUACUGAAGAACUCGGUCUGCCCAUGUUGUCGCAAUUGCCUGCGCUGCCGCAAGAGGAUGAUUCUGAUAUCGGCGGGCCUCCGCUCGUGAAGACGACCUCGAGAGACUCGGUUCGCGGUCACCAUCCCCUAAUGAACGAGCUAAAGCGGCCGCUUGUCGAUCGUGACUGCAUGCUGGAUCCUAUUCAUGACGCUUUCUUGUACGAUACAUGGCACGCCGUUGCGGAGAACAACACCAAGAUCUAUCGCAGCGUCUUCCGGUGUAUGCCUGACAACCAAGUUCGGAAUUGGGAUGAUUACCAUCAAUACGUGGCGUAUGAGCACAGAUUCGAUCAGCUUCAGGGUAUCGAGGGCUCGAUGGAGGAUAAGAUCGCUCAUCCGGCUCGAUCGGGGUCGGACUCAAGGACUGGCCCGCCAGGUGCAGGUAUCAGCAGUAAAACACCAGGUGCCUUGCAGCUCAAAGCCCUUACUGAUGUGCCGAAAGACCUCGAGAAGAAGUCCACCGAUCUCAAGGAUAUCGUCAAGGGCGCCCUUGGGGAAAAGACCAAGACAGAGCAGGCAAAUGCCGAGAAAGCCGAGCUUCGUCGAUGGGCUGUUGAAGCGAAUCAGGCUCAGGCAGAUCGACAAGGACAAGGAAAGCCGACCCUCCAUAGGCAGGAGACCUUGACUGAGGAGAAAGCCGGGUUGCCGACUGUACACGAAGGGUCCACGCUCAAUGAAGAGGGUAUUGGUGAAAUUGACGAGGACAGUCUAGGCAAUGAUGUGGCCGAUGGGAGCCCGAGCACAGCAACGGCAGUGGAAAAGGAGAAGUUGUCGGUCAACGGAACGCCUCCGGCUGCGAGCGGUCCAUUUGUCGGAUACUCGGACGCCAUGAACCAUAAUGUUGCUGCUGCGGCGGCUGGAGGCGCGGGCACGACGCGCAGACGACGGAGAGCUACUACUAGGUCUAGUAGGCGCGAAUUCAGCGCGAGCGAUGACAUUCUCAGCGUCGAGGAGGCGGAGGAGUUGUUGGGUUGUGUGCAAGGGCAUCUGGUCAUCUGGCCUUAUGAUUGGUUGGAGAAAGUCGAGGCUGGAAGUAAUUGGUUGUUUCCUUUCGACCAGAUCAGCCCGAUUGAAAUCUAUAUCUGAUCGAUCAGCAACAAUAUCAGCCCGCACGACGAGGUGGCACAGAGCAUUGCAUGCAGCACAGCAUACGUUGCAAUAAAGUCUAAUGCAUACCACAUACAUCCUCAUCGACGACGCAACGAGCAGUUCGCAACAGGAAUUUCGCAGGGAGAAGGUCGUGUUUGUUUAAAGAGUUACGUUCAGCAUCGUGGGUGAUGAUUGGGCCAGUGGGAGAAGAGAACCAGAGUCGAGUCGGGGGUCCGGUUCAGAUGCAGAUCGAUGGGAGUUUUUCAUUGUUUUUGUCACGGCCGACCUAGAACAAGAAAGAAUAGGAGCAAGAGCGAGCAUAGUCCAUAUUCCUUUUCGGUUGCCGCGCGUGUACGUAUUAUUGCGUGGUCUCUGCAUUUGGGCGAGAACAGGAACGCAUCGAUCUCGCUUUGGGUUUUUUUGGAGGGGGUGGUCGAUAUACACGCACACCGACAGCGUAUAUUUCGUGUAGGGCAUAUCAUUAGGUAUCUGUAUAUUCUUCAUUGUCGGAU